UCGGCCCGGAAUGUAGAGACCCGGGUGGGAGCCUCCCGGCGGCGGCUGCCGGGCUGCCGAGCGCGGAGGCUCCGUCACGUGUUUUUCUCCUCCGAGUGAGACGGCGGCGCGGUCGGAGGGGGCCGGCGCGCAGAGCCAGACGCCGCCGCUUGUUUUGGUUGGGGCUCUCGGCAACUCUCCGAGGAGGAGGAGGAGGAGGGAGGAGGAGAGAAGUAACUGCAGCGGCAGCGCCUCCCGAGGAACAGGCGUCUUCCCCGAACCCUUCCCAAACCGCCCCCAUCGCCUCUCGCCCUUGUUCCCUCCCCUCCUCCCCAGCCGCCUGGAGCGAGGGGCAGGGAUGAGCCUGUCCCUCCGGCCGGUCCCCAGCUGCACUGGCUGCCCAGUAGCGUUUCGCAUGGAAAAGCCACUUUCUCCGCCCGCCGAGAUGGGCCCGGAUGGGGGCUGCAGAGGACGCGCCCGCGGGCGGCGGCAGCAGCAGCAGCAGCAACAGCAACAGCCGCAGCGCCGCGGUCUCUGCGAUUGAGCUGGUAUUUGGGCGGCUGGUGGCGGCUGGGACGGUUGGGGGGUGGGAGGAGGCGAAGGAGGAGGAGGAGGGAGAACCCUGUGCAACGUUGGGACUUGGCAACCCGCCUCCCCCUGCCCAAGGAUAUUUAAUUUGCCUCGGGAAUCGCUACUUCCAGAGGGGAACUCAGGAGGGAAGGCGCGCGCGCGCGCGCUCCUGGAGGGGCACCGCAGGGACCCCCGACUGUCGCCUCCCUGAGCCGGACUCCAGCCGGGGCUACGAGAGAUGCAUCUUCGUUCCUUCCUGGUGGUGGCGGCGGCUGAGAGGAGACUUGGCUCUCGGAGAAUCGGGGCUGCCCUCACCCCGGACGCACUGCCUCCCUGCCGGGCGUGAAGCGCCCAAAAACUCCGGUCGGGCUCUCUCCUUGGCUCAGCAGCUGCGUCCUCCUUCAGCUGCCCCUCCCCGGCGCGGGGGGCGGCGUGGAUUUCGGAGUCGGGGUUUCUGCUGCCUCCAGCCCUGUUUGCAUGUGCGGGGCCGCGGCGAGGAGCCUCCGCCCCCCACCCGGUUGUUUUUCGGCGCCUCCCUCUGCUCAGCGGCGGUGGUGGCGGUGGCAGCAUGGCGAGCCCUCCGGAGAGCGAUGGCUUCUCGGACGUGCGCAAGGUGGGCUACCUGCGCAAACCCAAGAGCAUGCACAAACGCUUCUUCGUACUGCGCGCGGCCAGCGAGGCUGGGGGCCCGGCGCGCCUCGAGUACUACGAGAACGAGAAGAAGUGGCGGCACAAGUCGAGCGCCCCCAAACGCUCGAUCCCCCUUGAGAGCUGCUUCAACAUCAACAAGCGGGCUGACUCCAAGAACAAGCACCUGGUGGCUCUCUACACCCGGGACGAGCACUUUGCCAUCGCGGCGGACAGCGAGGCCGAGCAAGACAGCUGGUACCAGGCUCUCCUACAGCUGCACAACCGUGCUAAGGGCCACCACGACGGAGCUGGGGCCCUCGGGGCGGGAGGUGGCGGGGGCAGCUGCAGCGGCAGCUCCGGCCUUGGUGAGGCUGGGGAGGACUUGAGCUACGGUGACGUGCCCCCAGGACCCGCAUUCAAAGAGGUCUGGCAGGUGAUCCUGAAGCCCAAGGGCCUGGGUCAGACAAAGAACCUGAUUGGUAUCUACCGCCUCUGCCUGACCAGCAAGACCAUCAGCUUCGUGAAGCUGAACUCGGAGGCAGCCGCCGUGGUGCUGCAGCUGAUGAACAUCAGGCGCUGUGGCCACUCGGAGAACUUCUUCUUCAUCGAGGUGGGCCGUUCUGCCGUGACGGGGCCCGGGGAGUUCUGGAUGCAGGUGGAUGACUCCGUGGUGGCCCAGAACAUGCAUGAGACCAUCCUGGAGGCCAUGCGGGCCAUGAGUGAUGAGUUCCGCCCUCGCAGCAAGAGCCAGUCCUCGUCCAACUGCUCUAACCCCAUCAGCGUGCCCCUGCGCCGGCACCAUCUCAACAACCCGCCGCCCAGCCAGGUGGGGCUGACGCGCAGAUCGCGCACUGAGAGCAUCACCGCCACCUCCCCGGCCAGCAUGGUGGGCGGGAAGCCAGGCUCCUUCCGUGUCCGCGCCUCCAGUGACGGCGAAGGCACCAUGUCCCGCCCAGCCUCGGUGGACGGUAGCCCUGUGAGUCCCAGCACCAACAGAACCCACGCCCACCGGCAUCGGGGCAGCGCCCGGCUGCAUCCCCCGCUCAACCACAGCCGCUCCAUCCCCAUGCCGGCUUCCCGCUGCUCGCCUUCGGCCACCAGCCCGGUCAGUCUGUCGUCCAGCAGCACCAGUGGCCAUGGCUCCACCUCGGAUUGUCUCUUCCCACGGCGAUCUAGUGCUUCGGUGUCUGGUUCCCCCAGCGAUGGCGGUUUCAUCUCCUCGGAUGAGUAUGGCUCCAGUCCCUGUGAUUUCCGGAGUUCCUUCCGCAGUGUCACUCCGGAUUCCCUGGGCCACACCCCACCAGCCCGCGGUGAGGAGGAGCUAAGCAACUAUAUCUGCAUGGGUGGCAAGGGGCCCUCCACCCUGACCGCCCCCAACGGUCACUAUAUUUUGUCUCGGGGUGGCAAUGGCCACCGCUACGCCCCAGGAACAGGCUUGGGCACGAGUCCAGCCUUGGCUGGGGAUGAAGCAGCCAGUGCUGCAGAUCUGGAUAAUCGGUUCCGAAAGAGAACUCACUCGGCAGGCACAUCCCCUACCAUUACCCACCAGAAGACCCCGUCCCAGUCCUCAGUGGCUUCCAUUGAGGAGUAUACAGAGAUGAUGCCUGCCUACCCACCAGGAGGUGGCAGUGGAGGCCGACUGCCGGGACACAGGCACUCCGCCUUCGUGCCCACCCACUCCUACCCAGAGGAGGGUCUGGAAAUGCACCCCUUGGAGCGUCGGGGGGGCCACCACCGCCCAGACAGCUCCACCCUCCACAGUGAUGAUGGCUACAUGCCUAUGUCCCCAGGGGUUGCCCCAGUGCCCAGCAGCCGAAAGGGCAGUGGAGACUAUAUGCCCAUGAGCCCCAAGAGUGUGUCUGCCCCACAGCAGAUCAUCAAUCCCAUCAGACGCCAUCCCCAGAGAGUGGACCCCAAUGGCUACAUGAUGAUGUCUCCCAGCGGAGGCUGCUCUCCUGACAUUGGAGGUGGCCCCAGCAGCAGCAGCAGCAAUGCCGUCCCUUCCGGGAGCAGCUAUGGAAAGCUGUGGACAAACGGGGUAGGGGGCCACCACUCUCAUAUCUUGCCUCACCCCAAACCCCCAGUGGAGAGCAGUGGUGGUAAGCUCUUACCUUGCACAGGUGACUACAUGAACAUGUCACCAGUGGGGGACUCCAACACCAGCAGCCCCUCCGACUGCUACUAUGGCCCUGAGGACCCCCAGCACAAGCCAGUCCUCUCCUACUACUCAUUGCCAAGAUCCUUUAAGCACACCCAGCGCCCUGGAGAGCCGGAGGAGGGUGCCCGGCAUCAGCACCUCCGUCUUUCCACUAGCUCUGGUCGCCUUCUCUAUGCUGCAACAGCGGAUGAUUCUUCCUCCUCCACCAGCAGUGACAGCCUGGGUGGGGGAUACUGUGGGGCUAGGCUGGAGCCCAGCCUUCCACAUCCCCACCAUCAGGUUCUGCAGCCCCAUCUGCCUCGAAAGGUGGACACAGCUGCUCAGACCAAUAGCCGCCUGGCCCGGCCAACGAGGCUGUCCCUGGGGGAUCCCAAGGCCAGCACCUUACCUCGGGCCCGAGAGCAGCAGCAGCAGCAGCAGCAGCCCCUGCUGCACCCUCCAGAACCCAAGAGCCCAGGGGAAUAUGUCAAUAUUGAAUUUGGGAGUGAUCAGCCUGGCUACUUGUCUGGCCCGGUGGCUUCCCACAGCUCACCUUCUGUCAGGUGUCCAUCCCAGCUCCAGCCAGCUCCCAGAGAGGAAGAGACUGGCACUGAGGAGUACAUGAAGAUGGACCUGGGGCCGGGCCGGAGGGCAGCCUGGCAGGAGAGCACUGGGGUCGAGAUGGGCAGACUGGGCCCCGCACCUCCCGGGGCUGCUAGCAUUUGCAGGCCUACCCGGGCAGUGCCCAGCAGCCAGGGUGACUACAUGACCAUGCAGAUGAGUUGUCCCCGUCAGAGCUACGUGGACACCUCGCCAGCUGCCCCUGUAAGCUAUGCUGACAUGCGGACAGGCAUUGCUGCCGAGGAGGUGAGCCUGCCCAGGGCCACCAUGGCUGCUGCCUCCUCAUCCUCAGCAGCCUCUGCUUCCCCGACUGGGCCUCAAGGGGCAGCAGAGCUGGCUGCCCACUCGUCCCUGCUGGGGGGCCCACAAGGACCUGGGGGCAUGAGCGCCUUCACCCGGGUGAACCUCAGUCCUAACCGCAACCAGAGUGCCAAAGUGAUCCGUGCAGACCCACAAGGGUGCCGGCGGAGGCAUAGCUCUGAGACCUUCUCCUCAACACCCAGUGCCACCCGGGUGAGCAACACAGUGCCCUUUGGAGCAGGGGCAGCAGUAGGGGGCGGUGGCGGUAGCAGCAGCAGCAGCAGCGAGGAUGUGAAACGCCACAGCUCUGCUUCCUUUGAGAAUGUGUGGCUGAGGCCUGGGGAGCUUGGGGGAGCCCCCAAGGAGCCAGCCCAACUGUGUGGGGCUGCUGGGGGUUUGGAGAAUGGUCUUAACUACAUAGACCUGGAUUUGGUCAAGGACUUCAAACAGCGCCCUCAGGAGUGCACCCCUGAACCGCAGCCUCCCCCACCCCCACCCCCUCAUCAACCCCUGGGCAGCGGUGAGAGCAGCUCCACCCGCCGCUCAAGUGAGGAUUUAAGCGCCUAUGCCAGCAUCAGUUUCCAGAAGCAGCCAGAGGACCGUCAGUAGCUCAACUGGACAUCACAGCAGAAUGAAGACCUAAAUGACCUCAGCAAAUCCUCCUCUAACUCAUGGGUACCCAGACUCUAAAUAUUUCAUGAUUCACAACUAGGACCUCAUAUCUUCCUUAUCAGUAGAUGGUACGAUGCAUCCAUUUCAGUUUGUUUACUUUAUCCAAUCCUCAGGAUUUCAUUGACUGAACUGCACGUUCUAUAUUGUGCCAAGCGACAAAAAAAAAAAAAAAAAAAGCACUGUGACACCAGAAUAAUGAGUCUGCAUAAACUUCAUCUUCAACCUUAAGGACUUAGCUGGCCACAGUGAGCUGAUGUGCCCACCACCAUGUCAUGAGAGAAUGGGUUUACUCUCAAUGCAUUUACAAGAUACAUUUCAUCUGCUGCUGAAACUGUGUAUGACAAAGCAUCAUUGUAAAUUAUUUCAUACAAAACUGGUCAGGUUGGGUAGAGAGAGUAUUAAAUAUUUAACAUAGGUUUUGAUUUAUAUGUGUAAUUUUUUAAAUGAAAAUGUAACUUUUCUUACAGCACAUCUUUUUUUUGGAUGUGGGACGGAGGUAUACAAUGUUCUGUUGUAAAGAGUGGAGCGAAUGCUUAAAACAAGGCUUAAAAGAGUAGAAUAGGGUAUGAUCCUUGUUUUAAGAUUGUAAUUCAGAAAACAUAAUAUAAGAAUCAUAGUGCCAUAGAUGGUUCUCAAUUGUAUAGUUAUAUUUGCUGAUACUAUCUCUUGUAAUAUAAACCUGAUGUUGAGCUGAGUUCCUUAUAAGAAUUAAUCUUAAUUUUGUAUUUUUUCCUGUAAGACAAUAGGCCAUGUUAAUUAAACUGAAGAAGGAUAUAUUUGACUGGGUGUUUUCAAGUGUCAGCUUAAAAUUGGUAAUUGAAUGGAAGCAAAGAAGAGGAAAUCAAAGUCUUCCAUUGCAUAUAUUGUAAACAGAAGGAGAUGGGUGAUUCCUUCAAAUCAAAAACUCUCCUUGGAAUGAACAAUGUGGGUGUUUGUAAAUUCUGGAAAUGUCUUUCUAUUCAUAAUAAACUAGAUACUGUUGAUCUUUU
This is a messenger RNA of Symphalangus syndactylus (siamang), 5898 nucleotides long. RefSeq names its product insulin receptor substrate 1 (gene IRS1). Gene Ontology annotation, biological process: insulin receptor signaling pathway. Gene Ontology annotation, cellular component: plasma membrane; cytosol. NCBI's taxonomy places the organism in Eukaryota, Metazoa, Chordata, Mammalia, Primates, Hylobatidae. The record is from RefSeq and is a predicted model, not a curated record. Gene Ontology annotation, molecular function: phosphatidylinositol 3-kinase binding; insulin receptor binding.